AGAUGCGACUCCUAAAUUCGAGUAUAUCUUAUGCCCAUACCUCGAAGAGGACACGAGAAUACGCCAUAGCCUUUCCCGAAACACAUUCAUUAUAACAUUCGCAGUAUACCAGAUUAGACCGCGUGGCAGGCACCACCUUAUAUAUACUAAGGACUUCUCAUCUCAUUUUAAUAUUAACACAGCUCACUCAAGCUACAAUUCGAAAAGAAGAAAAAUACUUACUUCAACUAUAAACCGGCUGGUGUACGGUCUUUGUACAUAUACGCAGAAGAUACGUUUUAGUUAUACAUAUAAAAGGAGGAAAACUGAAAUAAGCAAAGAUGUGUCACGUCCACCUAAUACACAAAUACGACUGCGGCCACCAGGAGAUCUCCCCCGGUACGCAGAAGAGCAGCUUGUGCUUGUUCGACCGGGGGGUAUGCAACGCGUCGGACCUGGGGCGGUACCGGGUGUGCCACGUCACGUUAAACAAGUACUGCACGCGGUGCCAGCCCGUGGCCAACAGCAUGAGGAUGCACGGGGGGCAGUGGAAGAAGGGGGCGGCGGGGCCCGCUGCGACGGUCAACGAGAGGAACAAGCAGCGGAAGCUCGAGAGGGACCUGAAGGCCCAGGCGAAGAUGCCGAUGCACCUGGACAACGUCGGGCGCGCGCGCCAGCUCAACCUCAUGGCCACGCGCAACCUGGAGAAGGUGCUCGAGCGCGAGGACACCUAUACCUCCCAGGUCUACGCCGACAUCGUCAGGUAUAUCGCGUCCCUGCCGCGCUGGCUCGACCGCAGGGCCCUGGUAGAGUCGAUGCAGCCUUGGUUCGCGCAGCUGUUCGACGAAGAUCUGCAGCUUAGCCUGCGUCCUACGCUCAGGUUUAUAUUUUGCGAAGACAUGUUGGAUGACUUGAUGGUCUGGACGGCUAGAGACGUACGACUAGAGUCUUGAAGGCGUUCUUAGUUAUAGUUAUGCUUGUUGAUGGAAGAUAUGAGUAUAUGUAGAAGCAGGGGCACUGGCAUAGGCGGUGGAUAACAUAAUUGGGAUAGCAUAGGAGUUAACUAGGUAUUAUUAUUCUACGGAUAUAACAUAAUAAUCUAUCAUAUUGAU
Messenger RNA from Daldinia caldariorum, 1091 nucleotides. RefSeq lists its product as uncharacterized. The record is from RefSeq and is a predicted model, not a curated record. The transcript has 2 exons. NCBI's taxonomy places the organism in Eukaryota, Fungi, Ascomycota, Sordariomycetes, Xylariales, Hypoxylaceae. The coding region runs from base 321 to 932 and encodes 203 amino acids.